AUGGUGAAACUGUUCCUUCCGGUGUCAUUUCUGUUGACAUCGGCUGUUGGGAUUGUCGAUGGAGCAACCAAGCAGUUUAGACCAAUUGAAACUAUAUUCAAUGCAUUUGUUCCACAAAAACCGACCAGUACUGAAAGAAAUUACACAAGCAUCUUGGACCCUUUUGCUCCUACAGCCGAGGAAAGGGAAGAAGAAUAUAAAGCUCGUCGCCAGCGCCAAAAAGAACGUAAUGAACGGGUGAAGGAAAUCUUCAAGAAUGUGAAACCUAAGGAUGUUGAAAGAGUUUCAGAAGAAGAAUUGGAAUCCAUGGAUAGUGAAUACCUCCGAAAGCUUGCUUGGGGAGGAUCCAAGUCUGGAGGAGAACUUUCUUAUCUCGUAGAUCCUGGCGAGGAUUACGACAUGUGGUCCCAAGCUUACAGAAUGCUGGGAGGUUUCAUUGAUUGCGACAAUGACAAGUCAGAUGAUGAUGAGGGUGGUGGUAACUCCCAUGAUGGUGGUGGUGAUGCGGGCGGAAGAUGCUCUCGCUGGAUGAUGUGGGCAUCGUAUGUUGACCCCAACUAUCAAGGAAAUGGCUACGAUGAGUAUUUUGGCGAUCAACCUGUGGGAACACUAGAUUGCCACAGACCCGAUACACAAUGGCAACUCAUGGGAGUCUACCGUCAAGAAUUUUAUCAGUUCAUCGAGCAGAUCUCCAAGCAUAUGUGGGCUAUCGAUGAAUAUGAAUACGUUGUUGCUCUUGCUGGACUUGCUUACAUGACAGAUGCUACCUGCUUUUAUGUUGGAGACUCCAACAACGGAGAAGCAAUCUAUGCAGGUGUUGCCCCCAAACAGUACGGUAGAUUCGAAAUGGCUCUAUACACUGACGAUUACUGCUUGUUCCCCAACGACGAUUUGGGCAUGACAUAUGAUGACUUUGGAUUGACAAAUGAUGUUUCUUUAGGAGGCUCUGGGGAUGGUGGCGGAGAUGACGGAAACUGGGCAAGCGAGUGGUGGCAAGACACCGAAGAAUACACUCUUACCCAACUCAACGAUGUCUACGAUACCUUCCGAUACUGUACAUCAUGUAUCGAUUAUCCAACGUAUCAGGAUGGUUAUGUCAUUGGCGACAACGGAAUGGAUGAUGAUGAUUUGAUCAACCAGUGCUGGAAGUUCUACUCUCACGACUCGUUUACAUGUGAAUCUGACUGCAUCGCUAAGGGACACGCGCAAGGUACCAUUCUCAGUAUCGACGUUGGGGGCAAGUUCUAUGGUCAAGUGAUUCAAGAGUUCUGGGAUGAAGCAAAUCUUCAAAUGGGGGAGAACAGCCAACAAGUUGAAACACAACUUAGUCGAUUGCUGGCGAAUGUUUUUGUCACAUUCUCCUUUGUUGUUUUCGUUGCAACAUUUCUCGCAUUUGCCGUUGCACGAAGAUCUCGGUACCGUGAGAGUCGUUCCUCCAAGGCACGGCGAUUGCUGGGUAGCUCCAGAAAGCGCAGCAGCUCCCGAAAGCGCCGUUCCAAGAGCCGCGACAGAGGAGCCGAUGGCAUCAUGCGUUCCAAGAGCGGUAGCCGUCGUAAGAGCAGGAGUCGCAGCAAGAACAGAGAUCGUGACUACGAACCUCCACGAAGCGAGGAUUAA
This is a messenger RNA of Cylindrotheca closterium, 1617 nucleotides long. Lineage: Eukaryota; Bacillariophyta; Bacillariophyceae; Bacillariales; Bacillariaceae. The record is from the annotation of a GenBank genome assembly.